Notolabrus celidotus (New Zealand spotty) is the source of this 3453-nucleotide messenger RNA. RefSeq lists its product as uncharacterized. The transcript is spliced from 5 exons. The coding region runs from base 822 to 2411 and encodes 529 amino acids. NCBI's taxonomy places the organism in Eukaryota, Metazoa, Chordata, Actinopteri, Labriformes, Labridae. The record is from RefSeq and is a predicted model, not a curated record.
AGAUUUGUUCUCUGCCUGUCAUCAGGGUCAAUUAAGAACAACAUACUCCAGAAAUCAGACAUUCACAAAAAUGUUUAAAUACACGGAACCCCAAAAAGUGGCAUUGGGAAUGGAUGAAAACAUGACACAAAAAUAUGCCUACUACAUACCAGUGGCAGAAACUCUGAAGAGCUUUUUACAGUCACAUUUAGGGAGGAAUACACAGUCACAACAGUUUGGAGAUCCAGAUGUAGAGGUUUUUACGGAUUUAUAUGAUGGACAAAAUUUCAAAUUUCACCAGUUCUUUAAUGAAAACUCUGAAAGCCUAAAACUGAUUUUGUACCAAGAUUCAUUUGAAAUUGUGAAUCCCCUGGGUUCUGCUAAAAAGACGCACAAAGUUCUUGCAGUCUAUCUUUCAUUAGCAAAUUUACCCAUUCAUUUGCGUUCAAAUACUGAUAAUAUGUUUUUAGUCUUGUUGUGUGUUGAGAAUGACCUUAAGCGUUUUGGAAUAGCCAAAGUUUUCUCAGAGUUGUUGGCAGAUCUGAAAUCCUUGGAGACAGAUGGAAUAAAUGUAGAUGGAGAAACAGUAAAAGGGGGUCUUUACUGCAUUGCUGGGGAUAACUUGGGUUCUCAUUGCAUAGGUGGGUUCACAGAGAACUUCAGCCGCUCUCAAUAUUUUUGCAGGUACUGUGAAAUCACAAGAAGUGAGUUUGAGGCUGAUCCGAAUGCCUGUGGUCCUCCACGCACCCCAGAGACGUAUGACACGGCUGUUGCUGAUCUCCAGGCUGAAAACCUCGAAAGCGUCAGAGGAAUAAAGGUGGCAUUUCUUCUUCAGUGCAAAUAUGAGUGACUCAGAGCGAACCUUCCUAGAUGUCGCCAUCAUGGAAGUCCUACCAGAACUUCCAGCAGUAAACAAAAACAUCCUGGAAGAGCACUUGCAGUCCAUUGGAGUCGAGACGUAUGAUGAUCUACGCUUCAUAAAGGAGGCUGAUUUGAUGACAACAUUAAGACCUGUACAAGCCAGAAAGCUUCUUUCCGUUUGGAAACGGAAAUACCAAACUCCUGAGAACAGCUCACUAUCAUCUGUGGAAUCCUCACCUACCCAAUUGCUGUCAUCGCUCUCUGUUUCACCCGGAAGUUCAUCGUCAACCUCCUCCAGCAGCCCAAGACUUGACACACAGUGGGAAGACAACUUUGAAAUUCCAUGGAGUACAUUUCCUGAGGAAGUGAUGCAUUCUUUGGAGAGGGGAAAAAGGCCAGGCCCUAAACUGAGGAGGCAAAUGGUCCGGAUUGUUGUGACUGAGAUGAUGAAAAAAUGCCCUCAUGUAGGUAAAAAGCAUUCAACUGACGUUGCAAAAAAAAUGGUGGCAAAAUACCCCAAAUCCCUACAAGAUGUAAUAGAGGGCGAUGUUGUCGGAACAGGCUACCAUUCCCUUGUCAAGCAGUUGCAGAACAGAAUAGAAAAUGUGAGGCGCACUUCAACACCCAAAAUAAGAAAAAGAAAACAUCAGACUGACUCAGACCACACAGACGAGAUCCCAUUAGAAGAGAGAGCAGCAAUGCAGGACACUUACGGAUGCAUUAAAUGGAAUGUGAAAUUUCUGCCCCUUGAAGAAACUCAAGAGAGCCAGCAGCAAAAGAUGGAAAAACUCAAGGUGAUGUUCCAACACUCUGAUGCCAAUCCAGAGGAGGUAAAAUGUCUGAUGAAGUCCACUUUUUACACACAGCGUCAACAUGUCAACCAGGGAAAAAGUAUCAAAUGCCUUAGAGAGGAGUGGCCGUUUUGGUUUGAUGAACUUGGCAUGUCAGUCCACUUCAAGGAACUCACUGGGAUUGACCUCAAAGAGACAUUCACACGAAAUUUGGAUUUGAAGGGAAAAAGGCUUCUCGACUACAUGACCACAGUUUGUGUCAGCAAGAGCAAGAAGUUCCUUCAGAAUUAUGCAAGGCUUCAGAGGAUGCGGGGACAGCAGAGUGGCUGCUCAGAUGAUGUGAUACAGAUGCUCCUGCUUCUGCUCAGCUACUUCGAUGAGAAGGAGGAGUCCAUGUUCUUCCAUGUCGAAGAUACAUGUCUGGCAGAAGAGGUCCAACUGGAGCAAGUGCCUCUGACACCCGCUGUUAUUGUCUGUGGACAGUCCUGCUAUUCCUCAACAAGGUACAUGCUGAGUCUGGAUCGGAACCUUAUCAACACAAACAUCUCCUCCUUCAUUUCUGCAUUGUGCCUCAUGUUCGGGAGCUACUACUGUUUCAACAUCCAUUAUCCAUCUGAGCUGGCUUCAACUCUGGAGUUUCUUCAAAGGUGUUUUUUCUCAAUGAACCCAGAAAAAGGAACCAAAGUAGAGAAUAAAAACUCCAAGCGUCGUCUCAACGUGAACCCACGAGUCCUCAGCCUGAUACAGGAACUCUCCGAUCACGAGUGGCGUCAAGCCUAAAUAUGGACUCUUUCUGUGGACUCUGGCUGUUUGUUUGAGAAGAGGUAGUGUUUUCGCUUUGUUAAAUCCACAAUGUGUAUUAUGGUAAUUAAGGCACAAUAUGUAAUUUCUGUUUUAAAGUCUUAAUGGUGCACUAUGUAACUUUUUCUAUACCUUAACAAACAGACAUGUUUAACAGAUCUGACCUGUAACUUUGGUCAAGUUUUAUGCCAUACUGUGGAACAUUCCAGACAGGGAGAGUGUGGGUUGUUGUUGUGAAUUGGGUUGUUUUGCACCUGGCACUUAAACUUUGUGACAAAAAUGUCCAGAUUUAAAGAGGCUAAUCUUCUGGACUAUUUCAACUUUGAUUCAGUCAUAGUUAAAAUAACCAUUACAUGUAGGUUCUUUGCAUGUUGUAUACGUUUAAAAAAAAUGCUCCCAAUUGUUUUAUGCCAUAUACUGUGGAACAUUCCAGACAGGGAGAGUUUGGGUUGUUGUUGUGCACCUGGCACUUAAAUGUCCAGAUUUAAAGAGGCUAAUCUUCUGGAGUAUUUCUACCUUGAUUCAGUCAUAGUUAAAAUAACCAUUACAUGUAGGUUCUUUGCAUGUUGUAUACGUUUAAAAAAAAAUGCUCCCAAUUGUUUUAUGCCAUAUACUGUGGAACAUUCCAGACUGGGAGAGUUUGGGUUGUUGUUGUGCACCUGGCACUUAAAUGUCCAGAUUUAAAGAGGCUAAUCUUCUGGAGUAUUUCUACCUUGAUUCAGUCAUAGUUAAAAUAACCAUUACAUGUAGGUUCUUUGCAUGUUGUAUACGUUUAAAAAAAAUGCUCCCAAUUGUUUUAUGCCAUAUACUGUGGAACAUUCCAGACAGGGAGAGUUUGGGUUGUUGUUGUGCACCUGGCACUUAAAUGUCCAGAUUUAAAGGGGCUAAUCUUCUGGAGUAUUUCUACCUUGAUUCAGUCAUAGUUAAAAGAACUUCUUUGCAUGUUGUAUUCAUUGAAAAAAAAUGCAUCCAGUUGUUUACAACUGUUGACGAUGAUGUUAAAUAAAUGCCCCUAAAGUGA